Messenger RNA from Plasmodium coatneyi, 542 nucleotides. RefSeq lists its product as uncharacterized. The transcript has 6 exons. Bases 74 to 412 code for a protein of 112 amino acids. Lineage: Eukaryota; Apicomplexa; Aconoidasida; Haemosporida; Plasmodiidae. The record is from RefSeq and is a predicted model, not a curated record.
AUACAGGUCAAUUUGUAACAUGUGAUUUUUUUUUAACAGUAUUCUGUCAAUUUUUCGAAAAUAAAAAAAAAAAAUGAUGAAAACAGUUGUACUUUUAAUUUUUCUCUUUCUACUUCGUGCUGAAAUAAGUCUAACGCUGAGAAACGGAAAUGGGGAAACUCGACCGAAGGAUGGCAUGUUUGUCCAAAUUGAUAGAGAUAUGAAUGAGCCCCCUUACUCGGUCAUUAAUGUUUACUACACCGAGUCGCUUAUGAACGAAGAUUUAUUAAAAGAAAUAGAAAACAACAGGAAAAUAGAGCAGAACAAAAUGAAGAAUUAUUUCAGGAAGAAUUUGACAGGCAACAAAUAUUUCAUGGAUUACUCAAAAAAACAGAGGGAGCAAAUGGAGUCACUACUUGAUCUGAUGGGAUAGUCUUAUAGAGAAAUUAAAAAGUUCUUGGAUAAUUAUUCACAGAGUAUGCAUAGCGCCAUUUAAAGCUGGUAAUAACUGAGAAUGAAAAGGAAGGCAUUUGUUUUGCACACCCAAUUUAUUACAUAUGUUU